ACCGAUUCCGAGCCUCACACCAGGAAAAUCUAGCUGACCGUCUAUUUUAGUGAGCUUUGCCUUAGUGAAAAAGUUACCAGAAAGCGGACGUAUUGUAAAUACAUAAGUGCGUUUGAUCUCAAAGCUGCAUUCUGCGUGCAGGACGGAGAGAAAUACAAAUCAGGCGAUUGCAUAAAAAGGCCUUUGACGAAGCAGCCAUCAAGACCAAAGAGUUUUGAAACACGAAUAGUAGGCCUACGUUACCGAGCAGACCCGCAGCAUCAUGGCCGAUGACCUCGAUAUCGAAGCUAUGCUUGAGGCUCCAUAUAAAAAAGAUGAGGUCAAGUCCAGUAGUACCAACGGGCAUGAAGAACGGAGCAAGAAGAAAAAGAGGAGCAAGAGUCGAAGCAGGAGCAGGGAAAAGAAGAGAAGCAGGAGCCGGGAUCGCAAGAGGAGUCACGAUCGCAGGAGGAGCAGGAGCCGAGACAGGAGACGCAGCAAGAGCAGAGACAGGAGACGCAGUCGCUCAAGGAGCCGCGAGCGCGGAGGACGGUACAAAGGGCCCUUUUCUGGGCCGAAAUUAAACGGUGGUUCCAGGGGGAAGACUGGCCCACCACCUGCCAUCAAACUAAGUCGUAAGAAGUCCAGAAGUCGAAGCCCUUUUAAGAAGAGCCCAGUGAGACAGCCGAUUGAUAAUCUGACACCAGAGGAGAGGGAUGCACGUACAGUCUUUUGCAUGCAGCUGGCAGCGAGAAUCCGUCCAAGGGACCUGGAGGAAUUCUUCUCUGCAGUGGGCAAGGUGAGAGAUGUAAGAAUGAUCUCAGACAGAAAUUCCAGAAGAUCCAAAGGCAUUGCAUACGUUGAGUUUGUGGAGGCUACCUCUGUGCCGUUGGCCAUCGGCUUGUCAGGACAAAGAUUGCUUGGAGUGCCGAUUAUCGUUCAGGCAUCACAGGCGGAAAAGAACAGAGCUGCUGCUAUGGCCAACAACUUACAGAAAGGAAGUGCUGGACCAAUGAGGCUUUAUGUCGGUUCACUGCAUUUCAACAUCACUGAAGAUAUGCUGCGAGGGAUCUUUGAACCAUUUGGAAGGAUUGAAAACAUUCAACUGAUGAUGGACACAGAGACUGGGAGAUCCAAAGGAUACGGCUUCAUUACGUUCUCUGACGCGGAGUGUGCUAAGAAAGCCCUGGAGCAGCUGAACGGCUUUGAGCUGGCGGGCAGGCCCAUGAAAGUGGGUCACGUGACGGAGCGGACAGAUGCGUCCACGGCCAGCUCCUUCCUGGACAACGAUGAGUUGGAGAGGACUGGCAUUGAUUUAGGAACCACAGGCAGGCUGCAGCUCAUGGCCAGACUGGCUGAAGGUACUGGUUUGCAGAUUCCGCCAGCAGCACAGCAGGCCCUUCAGAUGAGUGGCUCCAUUCCUAUGGGUGCUAUGGCAGCAGUCACUGCAGCGGCUAUGAAUCCUGCACUGAAUUUAAACCUGAACAUGAACAUUAACACAAACCAAGCCUUGAAUCUGCCCUCUCAGCCAAUUGCAACACAUUGCUUCCAGCUGUCCAACAUGUUCAAUCCCAACUCUGAGAACGAGCCCGGCUGGGAUGUUGAAAUCCAGGACGAUGUCAUUGAAGAAUGUAACAAACACGGCGGAGUUGUACACAUAUAUGUGGACAAGAAUUCAGCUCAAGGUAACGUAUAUGUGAAGUGUCCUACCAUUCCUGCUGCCAUGGCUGCCGUCACAGCACUACAUGGACGAUGGUUUGGAGGCAAAAUGAUCACAGCGGCUUAUGUACCUCUGCCCACAUACCACAACCUUUUCCCUGACUCAGUCACAGCCACACAGCUCCUGAUGCCCACUCGCCGAUGAUCUUUCAUCGCACACUCUCGAACAUGGUUCUUUGCCUUUCCCUCUUUUAAAAAAUUUUUGGACUAAUUUCAAUAUUAAUAUUACAGUGCUCCAACCUGUGUGUGUUUCUUAUCAGUUCUUUUUUUUUUUUUUUUUUUUUUUAAAUUAGAGUUGGCUUUUAAGGGCAGAGCAGCCAAGCCUGAUUUUCUUAUGUCCGGAAAAUACAUGGACAAAGUGUGAUCUAUGAUAAAGGGAUCACUGUUUUUGUACAAUAUGAUAUUGAUCUUACCUGUUGAUUGUUUCAUCUUUGAUAAGUUUUCCUUCCUGUAUAUUGUUCUUGUGAUCCAUAGCUCUAAUUGGCAUGUUUCCCUCUUGAGGAUGUGAUUAGCCACAAAAAUAUGUAGUCUUUUUUUGAAUAAAACAUCACAAUUGGAACAUCCCAUGUUUUAAGCUCUAUGAGCUGAGGGAAUUGGAAGACUGACAACAUCCUUUGUGUUCAUUUGGUGUAAAAGCAUCUGUUUUCUAAAAAAGAACAAAGAUUUGAUUUUGUAAAGCCCUUGAUGAAAACGAAUUUCAAAUAAAGCCACAGUGCUGUA
Molecule: messenger RNA, 2418 nt
Organism: Chanos chanos (milkfish)
Lineage: Eukaryota; Metazoa; Chordata; Actinopteri; Gonorynchiformes; Chanidae
Gene: rbm39a
Product: RNA binding motif protein 39a
Exons: 16
Coding region: 263-1843 (526 amino acids)
Biological process (GO): mRNA processing
Cellular component (GO): nucleus
Molecular function (GO): RNA binding
Source: RefSeq, a predicted model, not a curated record